AUGACAAAAUUCUCCACCUGGAAUGUCGAGGUUUUGAAUCAGCUGGACAUUUCAUCAUCCCUAACUAGUGCGUACGAGCAUGCAGAUAGCCACCAUGCACUGUGUGGCAAAACGCCCUCGUGGUGCAAUAAGGCGUUGGGGCGGGGGCUUGAUCGUCUGAAGCCAGGGUGGCUGCCGCUAGUUCAUGUAUGUGAGUACAAUCCAACAUGGCUGGCUAUGGAGGCGGCUGCGCAUGGUGCCACCUCGACGUGUGGCUUUGGGCGCGAAGAAAACGAGCCAGGUAACGUGCCGGCUGCCUCUGGGGCCCGACUUCUUGUUCUCUCUCUUCUUGCUCCAACCAGACGCUCUACCAACGUAUUCACGCUCCCAACGCUUUUCGCAAACAACACCGUCAAAAUGCCUGGCAUUCCUAUCGGCGCUCUUGAGAACCUCAAGAACAAGGUCCUGGAGAUCAUCAGGAAGAAGCUCAACAAGAACAAGGGCGAGGAGAAGCCCGCGGCGACGGCGACCACUGCGGAUGCUGCGGCCCCUGCUGCAGUGGACGCCACCAAGACGGAGGCCGCGCCUUCUGCUGCGCCUGCUGAUACCACACCUGUUGCUGCGGCUCCUGCGGCCGCCGCCCCACCGGCCACCGAGGCUCCCAAGGAUGCUGCUGAGGCUCCUGCAGCUCCUGUCGAGGCCGCUGCCGUUCCUGACGCUGCUGCUGCGGUCGAGAAACCUGCUGCCACCCCCACUCCCGCUACCGCUACGGCUUAA
Cordyceps militaris CM01 is the source of this 756-nucleotide messenger RNA. RefSeq lists its product as uncharacterized. The transcript has 6 exons. The coding region runs from base 1 to 756 and encodes 251 amino acids. NCBI's taxonomy places the organism in Eukaryota, Fungi, Ascomycota, Sordariomycetes, Hypocreales, Cordycipitaceae. The record is from RefSeq and is a predicted model, not a curated record.